Molecule: messenger RNA, 926 nt
Organism: Triticum urartu
Lineage: Eukaryota; Viridiplantae; Streptophyta; Magnoliopsida; Poales; Poaceae
Source: RefSeq, a predicted model, not a curated record
AUGGAGUGCUUCGGGCAGGACUACUGCCUUCUGCUGUUCAUACCUCCUUUUGAGGGCCAGAAACAGACCUGGGCGACGACCGAGGCAGCGGUCGAGGGAUGCGACGGCGCGCCCGAAGAGGCGGUCGAAGCGCCGCUCCACGCGGCUGCUCGAGCCCGCGGCAGUCUCCUGUUGAGGCGUGCCAGCGGCGGCGGCGGCGCCCUCCAUGCCGACUCCAAGGCGGACGACACAAGAGGCGCCGGAUGGAGCGGAGAUGAAGGCGAGCGCUUCCUCUGCGUUCACCGUCGAGCGCAUCGGCACCGGGGCGUAGCCAGGCGGGUGGAGGCUCGGGCCAGCGGCCAGGGCAUCAGGCGUCGGCGUUGUCGGCGGGAUCCAUGCGGCCGGCGGAGGAGGUGGUGGAGGCGGAGACCCAGUGGGCAAGGCAGGCGCGGCAGCGACCCCGUGCAUCAUGGGGGCGCUCGGGCCGGCCACCAGCCAAGGGUCGUACCCCAUGGGCGCCUGGCCACAGGCGCGGGGAGCACCGCAGUGGGCGCGUCCAGGAGCACGGGGACCAUGUCCAGGGGCGUGGUGAGCACCGCGACGGGCGCGUCUAGCGGCGCGGUGGCUGCCAGGGGCGACAUGUCCAGCGGCGCUGCGGCCGAACCGUCAGAUGGCUUGCAUCCGGCGACGGAAACGGCGGAGGCCACCAACUCCAUGGCGAUGAAGGGCAAUGAAGCGGUAGCGGCGACCAUCCUCGCAGAUCAGACGGAGGAAGAAGGAGACGAGGCCUGUCAUCUCACCGACGGCGAGUGCUCCCUCUCUUCUCCUUCCUCUGUUGUUUCUUCUCGCUCUUGCUGGUUGUCCACAUGCAUGAUAACGUGUUUUGAAUCAGAAUGAUCGAAUCCACUGAUCGAUGGUUACAUGCCCCCUUUUAUACGUCCCGAAGA